AUGGAUAAAUCUAUCUUCAAGGAACUGCAGACAAAAGUUGAUCAUGAAACAUCUUUGCGAGAUGAAUUAGGCUCUCGUGUGGAAACGAUUGAUCAAGAAACAAAAGUAUUACGUCUCUUACUUGGAGAAGUUGAAAUCUCAAAGAACCAAACGUCCAUUGAUAUUACAAGGAGCAUUGAGGUUAUAAAAGUGAAAAUUCAAGAAUUGGCGGAUGUGGCAUCUGAACAUUCUUACUACAAAUAUGUUAAUGUCUGGGACAGAGCGAUUCAAGAAGUCGCAUGCUUGACUUUGUUGGCAACUUGGAGAGGUGCUCUCCCAGGACAUGAAGACAAGAAGUACCACGUUUUGACUCUGGAAGAAGUUGGUCAAAUUUUGAACGUUCCUGUGUAUCCUGAAGAAGUUAAAUUUCACAUUUCGAUUGAGGAGUAUUUACAUGGUGUUUUGUCCAUAAGUACUGAACUGGCACGAUUAUCUGUUAAUGCUGUGAUUUAUGGCAACAAAGAGGUUCCUUUGAAAUCGCUUCAAACUAUUGAAAAUGUACACUCGUCCUUCCAAUUGUUAUCACUGAAAAAUGACUCUUUACGCCGUCAUUUCGACAGCUUAAAAUAUCAACUCAAAAGAGCUGAAGAUGUGGUUUAUGAUAUGAGAAUUCAUAAUCUGUUAGAUGAAUAA
Schizosaccharomyces osmophilus is the source of this 672-nucleotide messenger RNA. It is a transcript of the gene tsn1, whose product is annotated as translin. The transcript is spliced from 6 exons. Lineage: Eukaryota; Fungi; Ascomycota; Schizosaccharomycetes; Schizosaccharomycetales; Schizosaccharomycetaceae. Bases 1 to 672 code for a protein of 223 amino acids. Gene Ontology annotation, molecular function: single-stranded DNA binding; RNA binding; sequence-specific DNA binding. Gene Ontology annotation, biological process: RNA metabolic process. Gene Ontology annotation, cellular component: cytoplasm; nucleus. The record is from RefSeq and is a predicted model, not a curated record.